AUGAACGUCGUGCCUCCAAGUGAAUACAAGACCUCCGUGUCCACCGUUUCAGCCACAGAAUUCAGAUCUAACGCCGUCCCCAGUCUUCCCGACACCCUUCGUGGCCAAGUCGGCGCUAGACCACUAAACACACAGCUCAACGACAGACAUCCGCUCGAAACAAGAGUCAAGAAUUGGGAUGCAAACGAACAGAAAAGAAAACUGGAGCAAUACAGACAGAUUUUUGGCGUGGCGGAGCCCAUGAGACGUGUCAUGGAGCUUGAAAUCGUCCAGCAAACGGAUUUCAAUCCAAUUGCAGACCCCUCGAACAUCCAUAGAGAUAUCCUACUGAACAAAGAAGCCUCCAUUGAUUGGGAAGAUAUCUACCCAGACUCUGCGGGUCUCUCUGGUGACAUUACACUAUCCAAUGAUGUUCAUACGAAGAUUGAAAAGUCGCUCGGAAUCUAA
Molecule: messenger RNA, 447 nt
Organism: Eremothecium cymbalariae DBVPG#7215
Lineage: Eukaryota; Fungi; Ascomycota; Saccharomycetes; Saccharomycetales; Saccharomycetaceae
Gene: UMP1
Product: Ump1p
Exons: 1
Coding region: 1-447 (148 amino acids)
Biological process (GO): proteasome assembly
Cellular component (GO): cytoplasm; nucleus
Source: RefSeq, a predicted model, not a curated record